Molecule: messenger RNA, 1006 nt
Organism: Anopheles aquasalis
Lineage: Eukaryota; Metazoa; Arthropoda; Insecta; Diptera; Culicidae
Source: RefSeq, a predicted model, not a curated record
UAGGCACUAGGUUUGAGGUCAAGUGCAGGCGACACAGCUUUCACUCUCCGCUCGCAUCUCUCGCUUCACACACCAGUUGUCACUGUCGAGUGGCACUCUUCAUGAAGCGGUUCACCUGCUAUCACCGAGGCGGGUCGCAAAGCAAUUGCGUCAGGGUCGGUAUUGUGCAAGCUUUGACUCGUCCGAGGCACCCACACAGCGCGUGAGGUUACCUCAGCACGGUCAAACCCAAUUUCGACGUUUCUUCGUUAUAAAACGUGUCCAGUGGUGGCGAAAAUGAUGCAGACCGAUCACGACCAGCAAACUGAACGCAAUUCGUCCGAUAGCAGCAGCAGCAGCAGCAGCAGUAUCCGAAACUAAAAUUGGCACCACAAUCCACUAUGCAGAGUGUUGCGGUGAUCGCGCUUUGUGUCACUUUUUGGACCGUCACCAAUGCUGAUACUCCUGCCCUCUUUACUCCCUAUCAACCGUUACAUCCACUCGAUGAAGGCUACUUCUUACAGGCGCAGCAACCGAAAGGAAUCUGCCACGUGGAAACCGGAUUACUGCAGCAGCAUCCUUUCGUGCACUUUCCCGAUGAACACACGUACGCACACUACAACUACCACCAUCCGGUUGGUGGAGCUGUAGUACCGCUUCACGUGACACCAUAUUACAACCAGCAGCAGCAGCAUCCGCAGCAGCCGCACCAGCCAUUCUUACCGCCAUCGCACUAUGUGACCUUCGUACCGGGUCCUAGCUCGUUGGUCGCUUAUGUUCCCGUCCAGCGUGGCUCCCAAGGUCCCUGGGCAGUACCGAAUGUGUUCAUCAAAGGACAAGGCUACAGCACCAACCAAUACGUCGCUCCGUCGGUAAUGAAGAAACUCCUGGGACAAGAUCCACGAUGAGCCUCGGUGGAAUUACUCUCUAACUCGAAAAAAAGAAAUCCCUUUUUGGGGGGCAACUCGUUUUUUGGAUUAACAAAUAAAACAAACUAUUUAUUGCAAAACACUCGACUCGACUCUCG